AUGGACGACGACUCCGUCCCGGCCUACAUCCCCAUUCCACUCGCCGGCGUCCCCAUCCAACCCCCACCCGACGCUGGCAUGCCCAACGGUGAACGACCACCAGCCGGCGGGACACCGCUGGCCGCGAAUGCGACCGCGACCACGUCCACUUUCCCGCCACCGCCUAGCGCGCCGCCCGUCCGCAAGCUCAUUCCCACAACCACGGGCCUCAGUACUAACGUGUCCGACCUCGUGCUGAGCUCGCUGCUGCCGGCCAACUUGCCAAAGCUGCCGUCCACGCAUCCCCCCGGUCGGGCACGCGAGCUGACGAGCCAGAGGGAGGGGUUAGGGCUCAACGUCAUGAGCAACAACUUCCGGCGCUUCGUGACCAAGGUUGGGCCCAUCUUCUGGCUCCAGGAUCGCGUGGAGGAAGUGCUCUUCUGGCAGAAGCCGACGUGGACUUGGGCGUGGAUCCUCACAUGGACGUUCAUCUGCUUCCAGCCGCGUGUGCUCCUCUUCCUCCCCACCGCGAUCCUGCUAGUUCUCUACACAUGGCUGCAGGAGCGCAAGCAUCCUGUCCCAUCCUUGUUCGGCGUCACCCUCACGCCGACGCCGGCGGGCUCGAUGCGCGUUGGCGGCGACGACAACCCCAACUCCUACAGCGUCAGUACGGCACCCGAUAGCGACGGCACGCCGGUCGUGCCGCCCAAGGAGGCCGAGUCGUCUGUCGACUACUUUAUGAACAUCCAGGCGAUUCAGAACCUCAUGGGCCUCAUCGCAGACAUGUUCGAUGCGGUUACGCCCUAUCUCACCCUCAUCGCUGGCAAGGACACGUCCCCCACGUCCUUUCCCCUCAAGCCGACCACCGUUGUCCUUGCGCUCAUCCCCCCUACUCUUAUCGUGCCGCUCACGCCGGGGUGGGCGAUCAAGUACCUCCUCCUCCCUAUGGGUAUCGCGCCGCCCCUCCUCUUCCACCCAAACUUCAUGGCCGCCAUCGAGGCUGCUCCUCGUUCCAAGCGGGUGCUGGAGGCGCGCGCCAUGGCCGAGGAGGCGGUGAUGACGGACGUGUUGUCGGACGACCUCGCGCGCCGCCCGAUCUCUCGGGUCGAGGUGUGGGAGAACGAGCGUCUCGACCCCACCGCCGUCUCCAAGACACCCCUUCCGCCCGGCUCGUGGUCGGUGCGUUUCCUUCGCGCCGGCGAACGUGCAGCCUGGGUCAAAGUCCGGCAGGCGGACUCGGCCUGGGCGGCUGAGGAGGUCGGCGACGAGGGCCCGAACAUGGUGCUGAGCUUGCACGACCACUGGAACUUUGUCCCGGGCGAAGACUGGCGCGUCGAAGUGUGUGGUCUGUGGAGCGAUGUGGGUACAGACGCCGACGGCUGGGCAUACUCGGAUGACGGGUGGCAGCAUCCUUCCCCAAGUCCGAAGGACGACGGAACGCGCCGUGUGACGCGCCGCCGCCGUUGGUGGCGUCGUGUGUACCGCGACGACCGGGAAGUGUAG
Cutaneotrichosporon cavernicola is the source of this 1482-nucleotide messenger RNA. RefSeq lists its product as uncharacterized. The transcript has 2 exons. NCBI's taxonomy places the organism in Eukaryota, Fungi, Basidiomycota, Tremellomycetes, Trichosporonales, Trichosporonaceae. The coding region runs from base 1 to 1482 and encodes 493 amino acids. Gene Ontology annotation, biological process: peroxisome organization. The record is from RefSeq and is a predicted model, not a curated record. Gene Ontology annotation, cellular component: peroxisomal membrane.